AUGUCUCUCCCACGCAUUUUAGCGCAGAUUGCGUAUACGAGUACACGGAUACUUGGAAAGGCUUUUACUGAGGCAGGUCGACAAGCGAUGCGGAAUGUCCGUGCUGGUGAAGUUGAAGGCGCCGUCACGGGUGCUGCACGUACAGGCAAGAAUGCACAGUCGGAUGUCUUGUCGCGGACACAUCGUAUGACACUGGACGAGGCUAAGAUGAUUUUAAACACUAAGCACGAUAUCUCGUUGGAAGCUCGCCGCGCUGGGCAGAUUACAGAAGAAAUUGAGAAGGAGUUGAUGGAAAGCUACGAGCGUCUCUUUUCGAUUAAUGCGCCACCUGCACCGAAAGGCAAGACGGGAGGUGGUAGUGGUUCGUUUUAUAUCCAGUCCAAGGUUGUCCGUGCUAGGGAGCGCAUCGAGGAAGAAUGGAAGUUGCUAGAGAAAAUGGUCGCGGAGCACCAGCAAACGCCGCCCGCUCCGUAG
Molecule: messenger RNA, 474 nt
Organism: Malassezia vespertilionis
Lineage: Eukaryota; Fungi; Basidiomycota; Malasseziomycetes; Malasseziales; Malasseziaceae
Gene: PAM16
Product: mitochondrial import inner membrane translocase subunit TIM16
Exons: 3
Coding region: 1-474 (157 amino acids)
Biological process (GO): protein import into mitochondrial matrix
Cellular component (GO): TIM23 mitochondrial import inner membrane translocase complex
Source: RefSeq, a predicted model, not a curated record